AUGGACCCAACGCCGACACAUACGCCCGUCCUCGAUCUCUUCUCGCUCAAAGGCCAGAACGCGCUCAUUACAGGCGCGUCGCGCGGUAUAGGCUACGCAUGCGCGCUGGCGCUCGCACAGGCAGGCGCGAACGUCUGCCUCGUCCUCCGUCCCCCACCCAACGCCUCUGCCCCAGCCCCAGCCCCAGUCUCAACCGCAACUGCAACGCCACCCGCAACACCCAUCACAACCUCCACCUCCACCCCAAGCACAACGACCGCAGGGACAACGGACAUAGUCACAGCCCUCCGCACCGCGUUCCCAUCGCAGCACUUCCCGGUCGUACAUGCGGAUCUUGCGGAUAUUGACGCUGUGAAGCGCGUUGUGCCUGCUGCGCUUGAGGCGUUUGCGCGUAUCGGGGGUGGAGGGGGAGAGCAAGAGGGCGAGGGAGGACAAGGACAAGGGGGAGGGAGAGGGAGAAUCGACGUGUUUGUGAAUUGCGCGGGUAUCCAGCGCCGGGCGCCUGCUGAGGUGUUUGGAGAGGCUGAGUGGGAUGAGGUGGGUGGUUUCUCUCCGUUUUAG
Psilocybe cubensis is the source of this 561-nucleotide messenger RNA. RefSeq lists its product as uncharacterized. The transcript has 2 exons. Gene Ontology annotation, molecular function: oxidoreductase activity, acting on the CH-OH group of donors, NAD or NADP as acceptor. Bases 1 to 561 code for a protein of 186 amino acids. NCBI's taxonomy places the organism in Eukaryota, Fungi, Basidiomycota, Agaricomycetes, Agaricales, Agrocybaceae. The record is from RefSeq and is a predicted model, not a curated record.